This is a messenger RNA of Medicago truncatula (barrel medic), 1487 nucleotides long. RefSeq names its product GDSL esterase/lipase At3g27950. Gene Ontology annotation, molecular function: hydrolase activity, acting on ester bonds. Lineage: Eukaryota; Viridiplantae; Streptophyta; Magnoliopsida; Fabales; Fabaceae. The coding region runs from base 148 to 1293 and encodes 381 amino acids. The record is from RefSeq and is a predicted model, not a curated record. The transcript is spliced from 5 exons.
AAAAUUGUCAGUGUAUACACAUUAGUAUACAACUUUGAUAUUUAAAGUUUCUAUGAAAUUAAAAUGGUCACUCUACUUGACUGUGGUAGAAGUCUGAUAAUACCAUUUCAGAUUCAUACACAUUGAGAGAAAGCUUCAAUCUCAAUCAUGAAUUCUAUGAGGCUAAUUCAUAUACUUUGGUGUUUCAAUCUUUAUGUGGCAUGUACAUUUAUUCAAGUCUCAAGUGAGAAGAAUGGCAAUAGUAACUCUAGCAAAUGUGUGUACCCUGCAAUUUAUAACUUUGGUGAUUCAAAUUCGGAUACCGGAACUGUAUAUGCAACAUUUACAGGUGUUCAAUCUCCUAACGGAAUAAGCUUCUUUGGAAACAUAUCAGGAAGAGCUUCUGAUGGCCGUCUCAUAAUUGAUUUUAUAACUGAAGAACUGAAGCUACCAUAUCUAAGUGCAUAUUUGAACUCAGUUGGAUCAAAUUACAGGUAUGGCGCCAACUUUGCAGUAGGCGGCGCAUCUAUUCGUCCCGGUGGUUAUAGUCCAUUCCAUCUUGGACUUCAAGUAUCUCAGUUCAUACUUUUCAAGUCACAUACCAAGAUUCUGUUUAAUCAACUCUCUAAUAACAGGACGGAACCGCCUCUCAAAAGUGGUCUUCCAGGGCCUGAGGACUUCUCUAAGGCCCUUUACACAAUUGAUAUUGGACAAAAUGAUCUUGCCUAUGGUUUUCGACACACUUCAGAAGAACAAGUUCAAAGGUCAAUUCCUGAAAUAUUGAGCCAAUUGUCCCAAGCAGUGAAGCAACUAUACAACGAAGGUGCAAGAGUGUUCUGGAUACACAAUACAGGUCCAAUUGGAUGCUUGCCCUUCAAUUACUUCUCUUAUGAGCACAAGAAGGGUAACCUAGACGCCAAUGGCUGUGUGAAACCUCAGAACAAAAUAGCUCAAGAAUUUAACAAGAAGCUAAAGGACCAAGUGUCUUAUCUAAGGAGAAAACUCCUACAGGCCAAAUUUACAUAUGUUGAUAUGUACAAAGCCAAAUAUGAACUAAUCAGCAAUGCAAGGAGCCGAGGUUUUGUGAGUCUAUUGGACUUCUGCUGCGGCAGUUACACUGGUUAUCGCAUAAACUGUGGGACGAAAGAAAUAAUAAAUGGAACUGUAAAUAGAAAUCCAUGUACAAAUCCUUCUCAACAUAUUAUUUGGGAUGGCAUACACUACUCCCAAAGGGCAAACCAAUUGAUUGCUGAAAAAAUCAUCCAUGGAUCCUUCUCUGAUCCACCAGUUCCAAUUGGGAAUGCAUGUUUCUAAGUUGUAUAAUCCAGUGGGCAUACAUGCUAUUAGAUUGUCACUUAAUAUGAUGUAUUUCCAUAAGUUAUGGUGGUUAAUUUUCAAGUUUUUGUUUCAAUAAACCAGAAAAUUGUGAAAGAAUCAUGGAACUAUGCACAUUAGUAACAACAAACUCUACAACAACAACAUUUUUGAUUGAGUGCAAAUCGAGUAUC